Molecule: messenger RNA, 1738 nt
Organism: Hylaeus anthracinus
Lineage: Eukaryota; Metazoa; Arthropoda; Insecta; Hymenoptera; Colletidae
Product: lysosomal acid glucosylceramidase-like
Exons: 7
Coding region: 109-1641 (510 amino acids)
Biological process (GO): glucosylceramide catabolic process
Molecular function (GO): glucosylceramidase activity
Source: RefSeq, a predicted model, not a curated record
UCGAUAUACCACCCCACUCAAUGGAAUACGCAAAAAACUGUCUAUAUAAGGCUUUCCUGACUUCGGUUGAACCACACUGUGGUAAUUUCACCGAAGUGCGUUUCGAGGAUGUGGUCUUCACUCCUAGUUAUCGCAUUCUUACUCGUCAGUGGUUACGCGAACGAUUGCGUGCCUCGUAGCUUCGGUACCGAUCGCAUCGUAUGUGUUUGCAAUGCAACGUACUGCGAUGGAUUACCGGAAGAUCAUCCAGAAGUCCCAGAAGAUGGAAGCGCUUAUUUGUACGAAUCAAACAAGGGAGGGCUGAGACUGAAAGUGUCAACUGUAAAAUUCGGUAGCUGUCGAGGCGGAGGCUUGCGACACAACAUAAACUUAGACAGUUCGAAGAAAUAUCAAAAAAUACUCGGAUUCGGAGGUGCCAUAACUGAUUCUGCGGGUAUAAAUAUAAAGAAGCUCAGCCCGGCUGCUCAAGAACAGUUACUUCGAUCGUAUUACGAUCCAAAAACAGGGAGCAAGUAUACCUUGGGUCGUGUACCAAUUGGUAGUACCGACUUCUCUACAAGACCUUAUACUUACGACGAUACCGAAGACGAUGUAACGUUGGAACACUUUGCACUCGCUCCAGAAGAUUACAAUUACAAAAUACCAAUCAUGAAAAAAGCUGUUAAAUUGAGUCCUAAAAUAUUAUUCAUAAGUGCCACAUGGACCCCUCCGAAAUGGAUGAAGACUAACAAUAAAAACACUGGAUUCCUAGGUUCCUUGAAGAACAAAUACUAUCAAACCUAUGCCGAUUAUAUCUUGAAAUUCCUGGACGAAUAUAAGAAAAACGGUCUCGAUAUAUGGGCAGUUUCAACAGGCAACGAACCGAUCAAUGCCCUUAUACCCCUGGAUCCUCUAAGCUCUAUGGGUUGGACUCCUAAUACAGUUGGCAAAUGGGUCGCUAAUAACUUGGGUCCAACUCUAAACCAAUCGCAACACGAUACGCUAAUUUUCGCUCUUGACGAUCAAUCGAUCUUUUUACCGUGGUAUGUCGAUCAAAUAGCUCGUAAUGAAAAAGCAAAUAAUUAUAUUGCAGGAAUAGCGUCACAUUGGUACGCCGAUGUCACAAUACCCUUAACGUUAGACACAGCAUUAGACGCGACGCACCGCACAUUUCCAGACAAGUUCCUUCUCAUGACCGAGGCAUGUGUAGGAUCGUUGGAGAUACGUCCUGUUAAUCUAGGAGCAUGGGAUCGCGGAGAGAGAUAUAUUUCGAGCAUAAUAGACUACAUGAACCACUGGUAUGUCGGAUGGAUGGACUGGAAUAUAGCUCUAGACGAGCGAGGUGGGCCAACCUAUAUUAACAAUUUCGUUGAUUCGCCCAUUAUUGUAAAUGGAACGUCCGAUGAAUUUUACAAGCAACCCAUGUAUUAUGCUCUAAAGCAUUUCAGCAGAUUCGUUGACAGAGAUUCUGACAGGAUUUCUAUUUCUAAUGCGCUUUUGAUCAAGUCUACGGCUUUUCUAACACCUUCGAAUGAAAUUGUCGUUGUACUGUACAAUAGCGGCCCUUUGACAGAAUACAUGACUCUGAAUGAUCCACAAAAGGGAUCUCUUUGCUUGACAUUAUCUCCGCAUUCUUUUAACACCAUAAAAUAUAAAUUGUAACUGAUAUGUACAGUUACGGAUGCUAAAAUAUUUCUGAAAUACUUGACCUUUCUUUUAAAAUGGUAUGAUUAAUAAAGAAGUUUGUCACUACUACAAA